Carlito syrichta (Philippine tarsier) is the source of this 1189-nucleotide messenger RNA. RefSeq names its product yippee like 5 (gene YPEL5). The coding region runs from base 125 to 490 and encodes 121 amino acids. The transcript has 2 exons. NCBI's taxonomy places the organism in Eukaryota, Metazoa, Chordata, Mammalia, Primates, Tarsiidae. The record is from RefSeq and is a predicted model, not a curated record.
CAUAAAUGACAGCACAAAUGGGUCUCUGUGACACUCAAAUAGGUGCUAACAGAGGACUACUUAUUAUAUGCAUUUUUUACCCUUUUCCAUUUGCUCCUAGGUUUUUAGAACUUUGGCUGUAAAAAUGGGCAGGAUUUUCCUUGACCACAUCGGAGGGACCCGUCUAUUUUCUUGUGCAAACUGUGACACGAUCCUGACGAACCGCUCAGAACUCAUCUCCACCAGGUUCACGGGCGCCACCGGCAGGGCGUUCCUGUUUAACAAGGUCGUGAACCUGCAGUACAGUGAAGUUCAGGAUCGGGUCAUGCUCACCGGCCGCCACAUGGUCCGAGAUGUGAGCUGCAAGAACUGCAAUAGCAAGCUGGGCUGGAUCUACGAGUUUGCCACCGAAGACAGCCAGCGCUACAAGGAAGGCCGCGUCAUCCUGGAGCGGGCGCUCGUGCGUGAGAGUGAGGGCUUUGAGGAGCAUGUGCCAUCUGACAACUCUUGAAGAGGGAGACAAAAGGCCGCCUUGUCCCAGGUCUCCUUCACGGAAAACAAAACCUGCUUACAUACACUGUCACCUUAGCGUCCGUUGGAUUCAUGGACUGCGGAACCAGAGGUUGUGAGAAUCUGAGAUGGAACCUUUCUUUUUCUUUUGUUUUUUCUUUUGUAUUCUCCAUCCAACAGCAGUGUGUAGAGAGAAUAUUAUGCAGAUGCCGUUAAUUUUUUUUUCCCUCUGUUUACAUCUUGAGGCAGAAGAGUCUGUCUGUACUCCCGUGGUGGGCUAUGUAAGGAAACACAUGGGCUAUUCGGGCAAAAGGGUGUUGUGUGUCAAUUUCAAAAGGAAAACGUGUCUAGGGCAUGGUUUUAAGCCUCCUUGGGCUUCUUGUAAAACUUGUUUUUUUAUAAUAAACCCAGUUAUCUCCCUUGGUUUGCUGGUUUCAGCGGAGAGGCGGGGCCUGUGCCCAGCGCUGAGGCUUGCUGUGGGCUUGGCUUGUGCUGGCUGGUGAGCCUCCCCGCUGGGCCCCGCUCUCAUCUGAGGGGACCACGGCACCAGAGCCCACACUUCCUUGUCAGUCUCGACCCAACAACGUCACCUUCCCAGCUAUCUGUCACCAUGUGAUUGUUGAUUGGAAACUUUUUCUGAGAUGGGUUGUCUUUUUCCAUGUAACUUAAGCAUAGUAAUAUAAAUAAAGUAAUAGUUGGA